AUGUGCCACUCAAAGAUUCUGCUGUUUCUGUGUGUAACUCUUGUUGUUUCUGUUUCCUCCCAGGAUGCUUUACUGCGGCUGGCAGGAGUUGUUGACGUGCGCUCACUCCGAGAUGCUCUCAGAGAGACCGCACAGGGGCUACUGCCCAGCGUGGAGUGUGUUUGUGUGUACGUGCUGGAGAGAGACUCGAGGCUGCAGUGUGACGACCCAAGCCAUGAGCUGCCAAAGGAGGGGAAGAUCAGGGAUAUGGUGGGUCAGUUGAAGAGGUGUGUGUGUGCCGGUCUACCUCCCUCAGAGAUGCAUGAGAAACACAGGAGCAGCCUUGCAGCACCCCUCCCACCCCACAGACGAGCUGUGGUAAUUCCUCUCCUGGACCAGGAACAAGGAGUUGUCAUCUCAGUCUUACUGGUGGGCUGUAAACCGCUGAGUGAUCAAGACGAACAACACCUCAACACUCUGGAGAAACAUGCAGCUGUAGCGUGUAGGAGGGUACGAACCCUGCAGUCGGCCAAUCAGAAGUCUCUCGUCAGCCUGUCACCGAUCCAGCCCCACAAUGCACUGCUCCGGCCCGACCCCACAGACUACUGUGACCUGGACCGCAAGAUUCUACAGCUGUGUGGUGAGCUGUAUGACCUUGAUGCAACUACUCUUCAGCUCAAAGUAAUCAAUUAUUUGCAGCAGCAGACCCAGUCUCAGUGCUGCUGUCUGCUUCUGGUGUCUGAAGACAACCACCAGCUCUUCUGUCAGGUGGUUGGAGACAAAGUUCUGGAGGAGGAGAUCAGCUUCCCUCUGAUGUUUGGGCGCUUUGGGCAGGUAGUGGAGAAGAAGAGAUCCAUCACUCUUCAGGACGUCACUGCGGAGGAGCGUAGACAGCUAUCCAGUAUGCUGGGCAGUGAGGUGUCCUCUCUGCUAUGUGUCCCUGUGGUCAGCAGAGCCACUGGCCAGGUGGUGGCACUAGCCUGCGCCUUCAACAAACAGGGAGGACAGAGACACACAGAGGCGGAUGAACAUACGAUCCAGCACUGCUUCUGUUACACCUCCACUGUCCUCACCUCCACACUGGCCUUCCAGAAAGAACAGAAACUCAAAGUGGAGUGUCAGGCACUGUUACAGGUGGCCAAGAAUCUCUUCACACAUCUGGAUGAUGUCUCAGUGUUGUUGCAGGAGAUUAUUGUGGAGGCCAGGAACCUCAGUGAUGCAGAGAUUUGCUCUGUGUUCCUACUGGAUCAAGUCAGCCAUGAGCUGGUUGCCAAGGUUUUUGAUGGGGGCGUGGUCAGUGAUGAUGAGAAGGAGUUCCGUAUCCCUGCAGACCAGGGCAUAGCGGGUCACGUAGCUAUGACUGGGCAGAUCCUGAACAUUAAGGAUGCGUACUCCCACCCUCUGUUCUACCGAGGAGUGGACGACAGCACCGGGUUUAGAACACGCAACAUCCUCUGCUUCCCCAUCAAGGACGAGAACAACGAGGUUAUUGGGGUGGCUGAGUUGGUCAAUAAGACUAAUGGACCGUGGUUUAACCGCUUCGAUGAGGACCUGGCCACUGCUUUCUCCAUCUACUGUGGAAUCAGCAUCGCACACUCUCUUCUGUAUAAGAAGGUCCAUGAGGCUCAGUUCAGAUCCCACCUGGCCAAUGAGAUGAUGAUGUACCACAUGAAGGUGUCAGCAGAGGAGGUGGCCCAGCUGUUGGUAACUGGGCUGGAGCCCGUGGAAGAGAUUCAUCCCUUAUUCGCUGAGUUCACCUACACACCCCGUUCACUACCUGACGACAACACACCCAUGGGCAUCCUGAGUAUGUUUGAGGACAUGGGCUUCAUCAACGCCUAUAAGAUUGACCUGCACACUCUGGCCAGGUUCUGUCUGAUGGUAAAGAAGGGUUACAGAGAUCCUCCCUAUCACAACUGGACACAUGCCUUCUCGGUCUCUCACUUCUGUUAUCUCCUCUACAAGAACCUGGGCCUGGCCAACUACCUGGAGAAUAUAGAGAUCUUUGCUCUCUUUGUCUCCUGUAUGUGCCAUGACCUGGACCACCGUGGGACUAACAACUCCUUUCAAGUGGCCUCACAAUCUGUCCUGGCUGCCCUCUACAGCUCAGAGGGCUCUGUGAUGGAGCGACACCACUUUGCCCAAGCCAUAGCCAUUCUGAACACCCACGGCUGCAACAUCUUCGACAAGUUCUCCAGAAAGGACUAUUAUAGAGGUGUUGACUUGAUGAGGGAUAUUAUCCUGGCCACUGACCUGGCUCACCACCUCCGCAUCUUCCCCGACCUGCAAAGGAUGGCUGACGCUGGCUACAAUCCCAGGAAUCAGACCCACCGUUCUCUGCUGCUGUGCCUGCUGAUGACCUCAUGCGACCUGUCGGACCAGACCAAGGGCUGGAAGACCACCCGCAAGAUUGCUGAGCUGAUCUAUAAAGAGUUCUUCUCCCAGGGGGAUCUGGAGAAGGCGAUGGGGAAUCGUCCCAGUGAGAUGAUGGACAGAGAGAAGGCCUACAUCCCAGAGCUACAGAUCAGCUUCAUGGAACACAUCGCCAUGCCCAUCUACAAGCUGCUGUCAGAGCUGUUACCAGGGGCAACCGAGCUGUAUGAGCGUGUAGCGACCAAUCGAGUACAGUGGACCAAAGUCUCCCACAAGUUCAGCGUCCGUGGGUUGCCUAGCAACAAUAGCCUCGACUUCCUGGAUGAAGAGUAUGAAUUGCUGCAAUCCCAGGGUGCACUUGGGGAUGACAGCCACUGCGAUGACACCCAUUGCCUCAACGGUUGCCUGGAUGAGGGGGACGGGGGGAGGGGCCUGUAACCAUACCAACCAAUGGGAGUGGAGAAAGCAGUAUCUCUAGGCUAAUAGAAACCUAAGGAAACUAUUCCCUUUUUACGUCCUCAAGCGGAGAAGGCGGGACUCUGAGACAGUUUGACAUUUGACUGACAGCUGUCAAUCUCUAAGGCUGAGCAAAACAGAUGGAGUGAACCGCAGGAGGGACGAUUCAGAUGAGUCAUUUCAAAGGAGUCGAUUCAGACUAGUCGAUUCAGAUUCCUGUAGAUGCUAAAUGUGACUGAACUCCUGUGAGGAAUGCAGAGAGUCGCGUUGACUCUGGAAAUGAUCAUUUUCAUAACGAGGUCUCCGUUCAUAUUCUUCUGAGUUUCUAUUUCACACACAGGCUCACAGACACCUAAUAGGUCAAUACCCGUGUAAUAACACACAGGUAAAGAGCUCCUUUCCUAGUUAACAGAAAGCUGUGUAGUACGGAGGACACUUCUGGAAUCUGUUGGUUUAUGUUGUUUUAAGAUCAUCAGAAUCCCUCCCAUCAGCCCACACACACCCUGAUGAGCUGCUAUGUCACUCAUAUGACUGCUUAUGUAUACUGUAUGUAGCCUACACCUUGUGUGUUACACCCUUUAUCUCAGCCAGUAUUGGAUGUAUUUUUCAUGUCUUAGGCAUCAUGUAAGUCUCUAGUUUGCCAGAUAUUAUAUUUGUUAUUAUAUAUGGAGCCCAUUGGUGGCCCUGCGAUGCCCAGUGGUCAUUGAGGGAAACUGUAUCUGCCUUGUGUCUGCCUUGUGAGUGGGACUUCCCUCUUUUGGAAAUGGGGACAGUUUGACAGUCAAUGAUCACUGGUCAGUCUUCUAUCCCCGGAGUGCACGCGCGCGCACACACACAUACACACACACACAGACAUACACACAGACACCACAACCACCAUUACAACCUUCACAACAAGAGCCACUAAGAGCCAUUCCUAUUUUCUUCUUAGUGUUUCUCUCUGUGUCUCUAUAUAACCCCUAUAACACUCUAUAUAAGUGAAGCCCUUUAAAUGAUCCAGUGUCAUCAUCAUGUGUGUGUGUGUGUGUGUGUGUGUGUGUGUGUGUGUGUGUGUGUGUGUGUGUGUGUGUGUGUGUGUGUGUGUGUGUGUGUGUGUGUGUGUGUGUGUGUGUGUUGUACGGAUCUGCCUUAUCGUGCAUCUAUGCUGCCUUUCUCAGAGCUUACCAUGUUGGACCAUAGAUACAAACAGACACAGAGGCCAAACAGUAUCUCCCGUGUGUUGAUGAACAGACCUAUAGAUGACAGUGUGUUGAUGAACAGACCUAUAGAUGACAGUGUGUUGAUGAACAGACCUAUAGAUGACAGUGUGUUGAUGAACAGACCUAUAGAUGACAGUGUGUUGAUGAACAGACCUAUAGAUGACCGUGUGUUGAUGAACAGACCUAUAGAUGACAGUGUGUUGAUGAACAGACCUAUAGAUGACAGUGUGUUGAUGAACAGACCUAUAGAUGACCGUGUGUUGAUGAACAGACCUAUAGAUGACAGUGUGUUGAUGAACAGACCUAUAGAUGACAGUGUGUUGAUGAACAGACCUAUAGAUGACAGUGUGUUGAUGAACAGACCUAUAGAUGACCGUGUGUUGAUGAACAGACCUAUAGAUGACAGUGUGUUGAUGAACAGACCUAUAGAUGACAGUGUGUUGAUGAACAGACCUAUAGAUGACAGUGUGUUGAUGAACAGACCUAUAGAUGACAGUGUGUUGAUGAACAGACCUAUAGAUGACAGUGUGUUGAUGAACAGACCUAUAGAUGACAGUGUGUUGGUUAUCAGUGUGUUGGUUAUCAUUGUGUUGGUUAUCAUUGUGUUGGUUAUCAUUGUGUUGGUUAACAGUGUGUUGGUUAUCAGUGAGUUCACUGUCUCAGGAGUUUAAAACACACUACCACUCAACUCCAAUCAAUCAGUCACCUAAAUGUUAAACUAAUGUGUGAAACUGCUGCUCGGUGAAGCCAGAGCAAACAGCUUAGCCUCACCACAUGUCAGGGCUUACAUACUGUAUAUGUGGAAGAAUUAAGGCCAUACAUGUCAAUAUAUUUCUUAAAAGGGCGUACAGGUCAAUAUAUUUGUUAGGUGAAUGAACUGGGGAUCUUGGUUAGGUGAUUGGGGCGUACAGGUCAAUAUAUUUGUUAGAUGAAUGAACUGGGGAUCUUGGUUAGGUGAUUGGGGCGUACAGGUCAAUAUAUUUGUUAGGUGAAUGAACUGGGGAUCUUGGUUAGGUGACAGGGGCGUACAGGUCAAUAUAUUUGUUAGAUGAAUGAACUGGGGAUCUUGGUUAGGUGAUUGGGGCGUACAGGUCAAUAUAUUUGUUAGGUGAAUGAACUGGGGAUCUUGGUUAGGUGAUUGGGGCGUACAGGUCAAUAUAUUUGUUAGAUGAAUGAACUGGGGAUCUUGGUUAGGUGAUUGGGGCGUACAGGUCAAUAUAUUUGUUAGGUGAAUGAACUGGGGAUCUUGGUUAGGUGAUUGGGG
Molecule: messenger RNA, 5271 nt
Organism: Oncorhynchus nerka (sockeye salmon)
Lineage: Eukaryota; Metazoa; Chordata; Actinopteri; Salmoniformes; Salmonidae
Product: cGMP-dependent 3',5'-cyclic phosphodiesterase-like
Exons: 30
Coding region: 1-2790 (929 amino acids)
Biological process (GO): negative regulation of receptor guanylyl cyclase signaling pathway; positive regulation of gene expression; regulation of mitochondrion organization
Cellular component (GO): cytosol; mitochondrial outer membrane; mitochondrial inner membrane
Molecular function (GO): protein homodimerization activity; 3',5'-cGMP-stimulated cyclic-nucleotide phosphodiesterase activity; 3',5'-cyclic-AMP phosphodiesterase activity
Source: RefSeq, a predicted model, not a curated record